CCGGCGGGCCGUUUGAACGCCGCGGGCGCGAGUCGGUCCUCGCCCCGAAGGCAGCACACGAUGGCUGCUGCGCCUGAGCUCGGGCUGCCUGGGAGCGGCCGCGCCCCCGCCGUGGAGGAGCAGCGGGCCCGGUGGGAGAGGAAGCGCUGCCGGGUAGCCAGGGAGCUCCUGGAAACCGAGCAGAGAUACCUGGAGCAGCUGGAGCUGGUGGCCACUUUCGUGACCAUCCUGAAGGCCAAGGAGACCCUGAAGCCAGCUGUUGUGGAAGCCCUCUUUGGACCCCUGGAGUCUAUCCGCUCUGCCAGCAGGACACUAGUUCUUCAUCUGGAAAGAGGCCACUUGGGUCUGGGACUGGACAGCUUCUCUCACCAGUUGGUUCUCUACAGCCACUAUGCUGAGAACUUUGCAGAGGCGAAGAAAAUCUUGCAGAAGCAAGUGAGGGAGAACCGAUCCUUUGCCCGCUUCAAGAAGCUUCAAGAGACGCGUCCAGAGUUCAGGGGCUGCCGGCUGGAAGAUCUGCUCCCUCUGCCCCUGCAGAGGCUCUCGCAGUUCAGGCACUUGCUGGAAGGCCUAGUGGAGAACACCUUUCCGGAAAGUCCUGAUUUUGAGCAGCUCACAGGGAGUUUAAAGUCUGUCUCCAAGGUGUUUCAUCAAGUCCAAAAAAUAUCUCACUUUCAUCAGAACUCCUGCCAGAUGAGUCGGGUUCAGAAACUGCUCAAAGGACAGAAGAUUCAGUUGUUAUCUCCAGGCCGCUGGUACCUGCAGGAAGGGUGGCUGAUGGUGGUACCCCCCAAGGGGGAGGAAGUGCAGCGAAGGAUGUUCUUUCUCUUCUCUGACAUCUUGUUGGUGACGAAGCCUUGCCAUCCACUGCACCCUUGGAAUUCACACAAGUUUGCUUGCCAGGCUGUCUACCCACUCAGUCAGUGCACAGUGAGGAAGGUUUUUGGCCACACCCAGAGUCACGGAGGGCUGCUCAGUCUGUCCUUCCCACACAAGAAGCUGCUGCUGCUGUCCUGUGAUCAGGAGGAUUUUAACAAGUGGCAUCAAAAGCUGGUGACUGCCAUCAGACAGCUAGAGAUCAACCCCGCUACAAGUUGUUAAGGGGAUGACCUGCACAAGCUCCCUCCCCCACCAGGAAACAAGCACAGCUGCCCAGAGAGCAGCCAAGAGCCCUCCCUUGACAGCCACUCGAUCAGUGUGGAAACUCUUGCAAGAGCCUGUCCUGACCUUCUUCACAAACCCCGGGCCCGGGUACCACUUGGCCGGUGACCAGUCUGGUGUUGUUUGCUUUGAGUUCCCUCAACAUGGAGAGACCAGCAGAGUGUCAGGAACUGGUACUUUCCGUGCUACAUCUGCUUGAGCUGACAGUUGUGACAAAGCUCUGCAUCUUUAACCUGCCCAGAGGUAUCACGGGAGGCUUAGCCUGAUGGAAACCUGAGAAGGCCCAUAGAAGACUAUAAGCGUAAGCACAGAAACAGCCACCUGUCUUGGAUAAGCCAGAAAAUGGCUGAUGAAGUUUGAAGUGUGAUACACUGCUAAGACUGCCUGUGGUGGAAGCUCCCCUGUGUAAGAGGGAGAGGAAAGCAGUCUUUGAGCUUCUUAUGUAAAUGGUUUUACUUGUUCCUUAGUCUUGUGGAGUGUGUGGGCUUUUAUCUGCAUUUCAGU
This is a messenger RNA of Eublepharis macularius, 1665 nucleotides long. It is a transcript of the gene ARHGEF39, whose product is annotated as Rho guanine nucleotide exchange factor 39. The record is from RefSeq and is a predicted model, not a curated record. The transcript is spliced from 10 exons. Gene Ontology annotation, cellular component: plasma membrane. Gene Ontology annotation, molecular function: guanyl-nucleotide exchange factor activity. Gene Ontology annotation, biological process: positive regulation of cell migration. Lineage: Eukaryota; Metazoa; Chordata; Lepidosauria; Squamata; Eublepharidae. Bases 61 to 1101 code for a protein of 346 amino acids.